UUUUAGUUCAGUUAUACAAAUAAGAUGUUUUUCUCACUGUUCAGUGUUAUCAACAUUUGAAACUAUUUUUGUACAUUAUUAUCCUCUCUGAUUUCUAAUCCUAUGCAGCUUUGCAAGGACUAAUAGGGAAUGUAUAGAGCCCAUGCGAGUUAAACCCUUAAUAAAGAGCAAUUUGCAAGUACAAUUCUCUCAUUAUCUUUUUUAUCGAUACUUCUGCAUAUUCAGUGAAAUCUAAAGAUUAGAGUUUUAUGAAUAAUUCAGUGUUUAGGCUGAUGUCUGAUUCAUGUGCUUCAAAUCUGAGAGGUGGUUUUGGAGGGAAGAGGAGGAAGGAUCCAGGGUUUAUUUGCUGUCUGUGAGGCUCCUCAGGAGUGUGGCGAUGCCUGGCACUGUGGUUCUCCUGCCCAUGGAGGAGCAGCCCUGGCACAAGCAGGGCUGUCCCCACGCUGUGCCACCUGGCUGCUGCUGCUGGUGCUAGGGGCAAGCAAGGGUUUGGACCCUCCUGCCAGCCCAGCCAGGUGCCAGAGGCAGCACAGAGCUACCAGAGAGGUGAUGGAUGGAUCCAGGAUGAGGAAAUGCACCCAAACCCUCUGUGGUGCCGGCCCCAGCAGCUCUCCUGUGCCCCCUCUGUCCCCUUCCUGGGGAAUUCCGAAAUGGACUGGAAAUGAAGCAAUAAAGAGGCUGGUGCUGGUCUGGGCAGGAGGAGGGUGUGUGGGGCUCCAGGCAGUGGGUCUAUCUCCCAGCUCCUUGCUCCAGACCUGGCUCCUACUGGCAGCCCAGCCAGGAUCUAGCCCCUGGGCUCAGGAGGUGGGCACAGAUCUUGACAAGGGUCAAGGGGGCAGUGCUUUUCAGGUCCAUUGCUAUGGCCUGCUGAGAUGGCCAUGAGCCAGUCCUGCCAUCACGUAAUCCUGCCUUACAACUCCCUCACAUUUCCAACACACAAUGCACACAAAAUCCCUGCGAGUCCUGCCUGAGGGGGACAGUCCCUGCAGUGGGGACAGCUGCCCUGUUCCUACACCACAGAGCCAUGGGUGCUGCACUCAGGUUCUCCUCACAAGCACAGGGGCUGCACGGAGGGGCCACGGAAGUGCCCAUGUCCAGGGCUGGGAAUGCUCUCCCUCAACAUGGGAUUCAGGGGGUGGGGUGCAUUGUUGUCCUGCUUGUGACACUUGGGGAUACUGGGGGAGAGUUGCUCCUCCUGUCUCUGCUGGCUCACCAAGCAGCUCUUCAUUUUCCUCCUCUCACUUGUGGAAUCCUCCCCUCCCACCACCAUCCAUUAUCAGUCCCAUUUCCUAGUGAGGCCAUACUUGGUAAGGGAGGCAGCACAUCCCACCUUCACACUGGCAAUGGGUCUGUGGGGGCCCGUGCUCUGGGCUGGUUCCCCGUGCACCCCACAGCACGAGUUGUCAGCAAGCUGCAAUCCCAGCACCCCAACACCCACCUUGCAGCAGGUAGAUGCCUUUUGUCUGCCUGUUCAGGGCAAUCACCCCGCAAACCCCCCAUCCCUCAUCCUUCCCCAGCCCUCUGCUUAGGUGUGCUCCAUCUCCCCAGCCCCUUACAAAGCUUUUUCAAAGGGUCAUCAGCUUCCAGACCCUGGCUUCCAUCAGGGCUUCCACCAUAGCAAUUAGCAGCUGCCAACCAGCACCUGCAGCCAGGCUGCUCAUCAGAUAAAUUGGAUGGAGGUGAGCUGGGUGUGGCAGUAGGGUUUGUGGUGCCGUGGGGAGAGCUGUCCGUGCCUGCUUGGGUUUGUGUGCUGCUAUGGCAGCCAAAGCUCCCGGCACAGCCCAGCGCGGCCAGGCCCAGCACCCUCCGACCCUGCAGAUGGUCAAAGAGGCACUGCGGGCCCAUGAUGAGAAGAAGGGAGCCUCUGUCGUGGCCAUCAAGCGCUUCAUCCUGGCCAAGUACCCCAGCGUGGACCCCAUCCGCCUCAAGUACCUGCUGAAGCAGGCGCUGAGCAAGGGGCUGAGCUGCGGGGAGCUGGUGCGGCCCCACAACUCCUCUGCUGUGGGGGCCACGGGCACCUUCAAGCUGGCGCGCCAGAGACCGCGGCACAAGCAGCAGCCGGGCCAGGCGGACCCUGAGGGAGGCCAGGCCCCAAAGCCAGCGCAGAAAGGGACCAGCAAGGGCCCCGUGGCAGGAGCAGAGCAGCAAGGUGCCACCAAGCAACAGCCAGCAGCCACCAGGCAGCCCAAGGCCAAGGCUGUGAAGGCCAAGCCUCGAGCAGCACAGAAGCCCAGGAGUGAUGGAGCGAAGCAGCCCCAAGGUGCGAAGCAGCCCCGGGCUCAUGGCACAGGGCCUGCAGGGCCCCCAGAAGCUGCCAGCCACCGCCAGGCCCCCCGAAAAGGACACUCGGGACCCAGCACAGCCCUGGCUGCUGAGAGUACGGGAGAGAGUGACAGCGACAGCAGCGACAGCUCCGCCAGUGCUGGGGUGAAGGGGCCCCAAAAGGCCCCCAGGGCGAAGGGCAAGGGGAAGGUGCCCAAGGGGGCACAGCAGAAUGCCCCCAAGGCACAGGGAGCUCAGGCAAAGAAGCCCCGGGUGACUCCAGGAGCUGGGCAGGGGAAGAAGGUCAGGCCCAAGAAAGCAGCUCCUGUGGCAGCAGAGAAAAAGGCUCCAUAGCGAGCUUAGCCCUGCUUCAGCUGGCCCAGCCCUUGGGGUCUGGGCUGGCUUCAGUCCCUAGGACAGGUUUUAAGUCCGUUCACCUCAUUCUAAUAAAGUUUCUUUACUUGCUUCAUGGAGUGCCGUGACUGCUGUGGGUCCCUGUCCCAGUGCUGAUACCCCUGAGCCGUGU
Ficedula albicollis (Collared flycatcher) is the source of this 2788-nucleotide messenger RNA. RefSeq names its product histone H1oo. Gene Ontology annotation, biological process: nucleosome assembly. Gene Ontology annotation, molecular function: DNA binding. The record is from RefSeq and is a predicted model, not a curated record. The coding region runs from base 1756 to 2616 and encodes 286 amino acids. Lineage: Eukaryota; Metazoa; Chordata; Aves; Passeriformes; Muscicapidae. Gene Ontology annotation, cellular component: nucleosome. The transcript is spliced from 5 exons.